Messenger RNA from Prunus armeniaca (apricot), 918 nucleotides. Lineage: Eukaryota; Viridiplantae; Streptophyta; Magnoliopsida; Rosales; Rosaceae. The record is from the annotation of a GenBank genome assembly.
AUGGCUUUGCUGUGGAGGUUAUUUGAGGACGCCCUGUUGAUGAGAGCCGUGAAGAAAUACGGCAUCUUUAGUUGGGAUUCUGUAUCUGCCGGUGUUGGCACUCGAUCUGCAUGGGAAUGCAAACAGAGGUGGUAUCAUUGCCUUGAUCCUCGCGUAAAAAAGACUAGACCCCAGAAGAGGAUAGAUAAUUGGAACAUUUUCCCCAACGGCUGGACUAUCAUAUCUCAUGAGUUCAACGGGUCGAGAACUUCGUCUCAGUGCCAGAUGAGGCACCAAAGCCUGUAUCCUCCUGCGAUGCAUGUGCCCAUCUUCAAUUCAGAUGGUGCCUUAGUACACGUCUCGCAGGAGGAAACAGGCUUUGGUCCUCAUCUAGCACUGAGACGGAGUUCUCGACCCGUUGAACUCAUGAGAUAUGGUAGUCCAGCCGUUGGGGAAGAUUCCAAAGCUUCAUCAUCCACCAAAAUGGACCCCAAACUUGGAAAGAAGUUUCAUCAGUCGAAAGCUUCAUCAUCCACCAAAGUGGACCCCAAACUUGGAAAGAAGAGGAGGAUUAAUGAUGUCAAACAGCCGCUCCUGGAUUCACCAGAACCAGAGCCGCACCCCGGGCUUAAAGAAAUCGGCAUCUUUGGCUCUACGAGGAUGAAACCGUCGGAAAUGCGGCUUGUGGAGACUCUUACCCGCGGUUUACUGUCCGAGGGAUUUCACAUUGUCACAGUGUCGCUAGAGAUGGGGACGUGCGAGGCUGUGAGGAGAGGAUUGGCAGAGGCACACUGCACGGUUCUUCCCAACGAGAGGGAUGUUGUUGCGCGGGUGCAACGGAUAGUUGCAUUUGCAUACCGCAACAGCACUAUUGUGCUGGCAGCAUGUGCACAUGCCAAGGCGGAGGGAAAGGAAGCCUUUGUUUUCUACCUGGACUGA